Molecule: messenger RNA, 2625 nt
Organism: Zeugodacus cucurbitae (melon fly)
Lineage: Eukaryota; Metazoa; Arthropoda; Insecta; Diptera; Tephritidae
Product: larval serum protein 1 beta chain-like
Exons: 2
Coding region: 60-2402 (780 amino acids)
Source: RefSeq, a predicted model, not a curated record
CUGAAAUCAACAGUCUUUUGGCAUUGGAGCUAAGUAUCUAAUCCGGAGCAGUUGUCGCAAUGAAGUUAACUAUCGUUCUUUUGGCCCUCGUUGGCCUGGUGGCCGCCGCAAGCGUUUCUUCGCCCAAAAAGGUUACAGUAGCCGAUCGAGAAUUCUUGGAAAGACAGAAGUUUCUCUUUGAAAUCGUAUACCGUGUGGAGGAUCCACUAAUGUUCGAGGAGCACAUCAAGACCGGACACGCUUUCGUCUAUGACAAGGCACAUUACACCCACUACGAUCAUCAUAUGGAGAAAUUCUACGAAUCCUACAAAAUGGGUGCACUCUUGCCUAGAGGAGAAUUCUUUGGUGCGCUCGUUAAGACACACUACAAACAAGCUUACGGUCUAUUCAACUUCUUCUACUACGCCAAGGAUUGGGAAACCUUCCAAGCCAAUGUCGCAUGGGCUCGUAUCCAUGUCAACGAAGGCAUGUUCGUCUAUGCUUUAACUUUGGCUGUUAUCCAUCGUGAUGACUUCAAGGGUCUGAUAUUGCCAUCCAUCUACGAAAUCUUCCCACAAUAUUUCUUCAACAGCAAAUUCAUUUAUGAAGCUGAGAAAUUCGAUUACCAGGCCUGGAGUAAAUACAUUCAAUACGAGAAGGAAUUGCACGAUGUCUACCACAAGGAAAACCGUUACUACAAUCAGGGCUAUUUCUAUGUCAAGGACUUCAAGAUUUACCAAUGGUGGAGACUUAUGGGUCUGGGUGAACAGUGGUACGCUGUCGAGAAGAGCUACCCUCUACGUGAAAACUCGUACGAAUUUGUUUCUGACGAUAAAUAUGUGUCUUUAAUGAAGAAUAUCAACAUGUUCUGGCAUCCGGUUGACUACACACGUGACAUUAAAUACUACAACGAACACUCUGCCUUGUCUUACUUCACUGAGGAUUUGGGUUGGAACUCGUACUGGUACUAUUUGAACAUGGAUUACGCUUUCUUCUUGGAUGGUGAAACUUUCGGUUUGAACAAGGAUCGUCGUGGUGAAUGGUGGUUGUACAAUGUUGAUCAAAUCUUGAGCCGUUACUAUUUCGAACGUUUGUCUCAUGGUUUCGGUGAAAUCGAUGAAUUCUCCUGGAAUCACGCUUACGAAUAUGGAUAUGAUUCCCAACUUAUUUCCUACAAUGGUGUUGGUUUCAGCUCCCGCAGCAAUUACUUCCAUCGUCAAUCUUAUGGCAAAUACGACUUGUUGAACCAAAUCCAAAGCGCCCUCAAGCGUAUCUAUGAUAUCAUCGACUACGGAUACUACACCACCGUUGAUGGACACAAAAUCGAUAUGCGCAAACCGGAAUCUAUUGAGUACAUCGGAAGUUACAUGCAAUCGAAUGUCGAUACCUUCGACAAAUACUUCUUCAGCUAUUGGUAUAUGUUGAGCCAUAUGUACUUCGCUGAUGUGGACUAUAACGAUUUUGAUGCACAUCCCAAUGUAUUCCUCAACUUCGAAACCAUGAUGCGUGAUCCAAUGUUUUACAGCUUCUACAAGGUAAUUACCGAUGUCUACUAUCGUUUCAAUUAUCACUUCCACCCAUACACACACGACGAACUUGAAGCCCCUGGAGUUCAAGUUAAGGAUGCCAGCGUUAGUGAAUUGGUCACCUAUUUCGAUUUGGUUGAUAUUGAUGUUACCAACUUGUUGAACGACAAAAUGGUAUUCGAUGAUGGUAAAUUCGUAUGGGACAAAUCAUUGUUGGCUCGUCAAAUUCGUCUCAAUCACAAACCAUUCCACUACGACCUUACUGUUGAAUCCGAUAAGGCACAGAAGGUUGUCAUUCGUACAUUUUUGGGUCCUAAAUUCGACGAAUAUGGACGUAUUAUUCCACUGAGUGAUAACCGCAUGAACUUCAUUGAAUUGGAUGAAUUCGUCUAUGAAGUGGUCGCUGGCGAGAAUGUCAUCAAACGUUCAUCUGAAGAAUUCUACUGGAAUGUUAAGGACCGCACCACCUACACCGAAUUGUAUCACUAUGUGAUGGCUGCCUACGACGGUAAAUACGAAUUGCCUUUGGACAUUAGCGAACCACACUGCGGAUUCCCAGAUCGUCUGAUCUUACCCAAGGGUUGGGAGAGUGGUUUCCCAGUACAGUUCUUCUUCAUCGUUGCCCCCUACGAUGGCACUGUCGAACAGUAUGCUAACUUUGAUUACACCUACUAUUGCGGCAUUGGUUCCGGUGCACGUCACGUUGAUAGCAAACCAUUCGGCUAUCCAUUCGAUCGUCCCAUCGAUGAGUCGCAAUUCUUCGUACCCAAUGUUUACUUCAAGGAUGUGAGCAUCUAUCACAAUGAUACAUUGAAACAAUACUACGAGAACUACAAGAACUACGGUCAUUUCGAUUACAACUUCUACAAUCAUUACUACACCAAAUACUUCAAUUAGAGCGCGUGAUCAGUUGAGUCUGACCGAUGACGUAACGAUAUGAAAUUGGCUAUUUUUAAGGAAAUAAUGGAAAUCUUGUCAAUCAAAAGCACUGUGAUGAGGUUCUAACGCCUACUUAUGCAUUGAACAUCAAGUGUAAAUUUAGUCAUUAAGUUGUAAUGAAGCAAAUAAAAAUAAAAAUAAAAAAAAUGCAACUAAUUGCCAAGGCAAUUCAAAACUUAAA